GAGGCCGGGCUGCGUGGUGGAGGCGGCGGCGGGCAUUAGCGGCCAGAGCGCCCGCGGCCCACGCUCCGCAGUCGACAGUCGCGCGCCGGCCGCCGCCACGACCGCCACUUUGCACGCUGUCCCUGCCACCGCACAGCCGCACCACGCCGUCUACAGGAUCGGGGCGCGAUGCAGCCGGACGACGUGUCGUGCGAGCUGGACCUGGGCGAUCCGCCCGCGGAGCUCGUGGAGUUCGCCAGGGAGGAGCUCGGGGAGUCCCCGGACACGAGGGCCGCCGCGCUCCAGGAGCUCAGAGACCUCAUCUUUGAGCGCGGGGAGGUGGAACCACACCGCACGGACGACUUGUUCCUGCUGCGCUUCCUCAGGGCACGCUGUUUCCACGUGGAGCGCGCGCACAAGCUGCUGGUGAGCUACUACAAGUUCAUCGAGGAGAACCCGUACAUCCAGAAGGGCGUGUCGCUGCUGGAGCUGGACUUCAUCGGCGAGGACGACGUGCUGGGCGUGCUGCCGUACCGCGAGCAGACGGGCCGCCGCAUCAUGUACUACCGCAUAGGGAACUGGGACCCGGGCAGGUGUUCGGUGGAGGACCUGCUGAAGGCGUCGCUGGCGGUGCUCGAGCUGGGCAUCCUGGAGCAGAGGGCGCAGAUCCUGGGCGGCAUCGCCAUCUUCGACCUGGAGGGCCUCUCGCUGUCGCAGACGUGGUACCUCACGCCCUCCGUCGCCGCCAAGGUCAUGGCUCUCAUGGGGAUGGCCUUUCCUAUGAGGAUCCAUGCCAUCCAUAUAGUCAACCAGUCGUGGUUGUUCGACAUAGUGUUCUCUAUGUUUAAGCCAUUCCUGCAAGAGAAGAUGCGUGAGAGGAUCCACAUACAUGGAUCCAAUCUGGAGAGCCUACAUGCGCACAUUGACCCCAAGUUCCUGCCCGAGAAGUAUGGCGGCACAAGGCCAGAGUACUCCUACCGACAGUGGAUGGACUCACUCAGCCAAAACCCACUGAUCAUCAAGGAGCUGAAGUCCCUUGGGUACACAAGAGGAGAUGAGGAAGAACUCCCAUCAGAUUCUUCCUGAGUUCAACAUGUUUUAGCAAUUACUGUACAAUAGUCAAUGCUGGCCAAUGUUGAAGUGCCUUUAAGUAGUGCCUUAUCUAUAUAUCUUAGUCUUGCAACUGUUGUAUAUGAAUCUUUUCCUGCAUUGCCAAGUGUGCCUGAUUUUUGUAAAUUUAAUUUUUGUAUUAUACUGAGUAUAAGUAAUUUUGUUACAAGUGUAUUUUAAUAAAUAUUUAAUGAGAGUAAAAA
Schistocerca serialis cubense is the source of this 1292-nucleotide messenger RNA. RefSeq names its product clavesin-1-like. The record is from RefSeq and is a predicted model, not a curated record. Gene Ontology annotation, cellular component: membrane. The transcript has 8 exons. Bases 169 to 1065 code for a protein of 298 amino acids. NCBI's taxonomy places the organism in Eukaryota, Metazoa, Arthropoda, Insecta, Orthoptera, Acrididae. Gene Ontology annotation, molecular function: phosphatidylinositol bisphosphate binding.